GUCGUCCCUUGUUUGCUCUCUUGAUUGCUCUCUUGCUACUGCUCUUUCGUCCGCCUCUCACUUCGUCAAGGACUUAUUGCUCCAAAGAAUCAAUAGACAGAGACAACUGCACUCGACCCAUUUCGACGCAUCUACCCAAUCCCGUCUCACUACAAAUCGCCGUCCGCAUUCAAAGCACCCACACAAACCACAAUAAUCAUGCUCUUUAAGACGAUCGCAUUGUCGCUGUUCGCAGCUGUCGCAGCAGCACAGAACUCGACGUUAACCAGUCUUGUGUCGCAACUCCCCGAAUGCGCCAGCACGUGCUUCUCUAGCUCAGCCAGCACUGCAGGCUGCGCAACCACCGACUUCGACUGUCUUUGUGGGGACAAGAAGCAGGCGUUUAUCAACGCCAUUGGACCGUGCCUCAUCCUAGACAACUCAUGUUCAUCGGACGAACUCAGCGGUACGUACCUCCAUAAUUCUUACCCAUUCUGUCUCAACAAGGCUGAAUUUCUAACAUUACACGUCACCAGAUGUCACGGAUCUCGCCGGCGAGAUCUGCACAGAAGUUGCAUCCAAUCCUUCGGACGCCGACACGGCCUCAGCAUCCGCCGUGGUCGCAUCUGCGAUUGGCACCGCGACAGCGUCUGCGUCAGCGUCAGCGACGGAGAGCGGCAACGCUGCGAAGAGAACGGACGUUAGCUACGGGGUCAUGGGUGCCGCGGUUGCCUUCGCCGCUCUUGCAUUGUGAGAUAUCGGCAAUGCAUGAAGCAUACACACACUACACAUUGCAUCGGAUAGAGCGGCGUAACGAAUUUUUAUGACAUUGGGCAACUGUGAAAGGGCUUUCAUACUUUACAAAUUGGCAGAUAUUUUUGGCACACGGGACCGAUCUUGC
This is a messenger RNA of Pseudomassariella vexata, 880 nucleotides long. RefSeq lists its product as uncharacterized. Lineage: Eukaryota; Fungi; Ascomycota; Sordariomycetes; Amphisphaeriales; Pseudomassariaceae. The coding region runs from base 199 to 684 and encodes 161 amino acids. The record is from RefSeq and is a predicted model, not a curated record. The transcript has a single exon.